AAGAUUUAAAGUCCCCGCCGCAGCCAGAAGCACCGUAGACUGCAGGGUAUGUGACGCACUUAAUGAAGCGUAUCCAGCGUGGACCUGUCAGAGGCAUCUCCAUCAAACUUCAAGAAGAAGAGCGAGAGAGGAGGGAUAACUAUGUCCCAGAGGUCUCUGCUCUGGACCAGGAAAUGAUUGAGGUGGACCCAGACACCAAGGAGAUGCUGAAGUUACUGGACUUUGGCAGCUUGUCCAACCUUCAGGUCACGCAGCCUUCAGUGGGGAUGGCGUUCAGGACUCCAAGAAUCUAAAGUUUAUUUCUGCCAUGUUCUUACAAUAAAAAAAACCCAAAAGGAA
Messenger RNA from Amblyraja radiata (thorny skate), 339 nucleotides. Its product is annotated as 40S ribosomal protein S17. The transcript has 4 exons. Gene Ontology annotation, molecular function: structural constituent of ribosome. NCBI's taxonomy places the organism in Eukaryota, Metazoa, Chordata, Chondrichthyes, Rajiformes, Rajidae. Gene Ontology annotation, cellular component: ribosome. The record is from RefSeq and is a predicted model, not a curated record. Bases 63 to 293 code for a protein of 76 amino acids. Gene Ontology annotation, biological process: translation.